Cottoperca gobio is the source of this 798-nucleotide messenger RNA. RefSeq names its product low choriolytic enzyme-like. Lineage: Eukaryota; Metazoa; Chordata; Actinopteri; Perciformes; Bovichtidae. Bases 10 to 798 code for a protein of 262 amino acids. The record is from RefSeq and is a predicted model, not a curated record. Gene Ontology annotation, biological process: proteolysis. Gene Ontology annotation, molecular function: zinc ion binding; metalloendopeptidase activity. The transcript has 8 exons.
CAGACAAAAAUGGUUUCUCUUCUUCUGAUGCUGCUUCUGGGUCUCUGUAACGCUCAAGAAGAUCAUGGUCCUGAUAAUGAGACCUCAGAGGGUCAUUCUGACGAGGAUAUAUCCACAACUAUUUUGAGGAUGAACAAUGGAAGUACUGAUUUUCUGCUGGAAGGAGACAUGAUAAUUCCAACAACCAGGAAUGCUAUGAAGUGCUAUAGUCAAAAAUAUAGCUGUCUGUGGCCAAAGUCUGCUAACGGGAAAGUGGAAAUCCCUUUCAUUAUAAAAUCAAGCUAUACCAACAAUGAGAGGAGUACCAUUUUACGUGCCAUGAGGGACAUUGAAAGUAAAACCUGCAUCCGCUACAUUCCAUACACAUCUCAGCGGGGCUACUUGACUAUUGAACCAAGAUUCGGCUGUGCCACUAUAUUCGGUUAUGUUGGAAGCAAGCAGGUGCUGUCACUGAUGAAAAACGGCUGCGUAGUUCACGGCAUCGUCCAGCACGAACUGCUGCACGUGCUGGGUUUCCACCACGAACACAAUCGGAGCGACCGUGACCAGUAUAUCAGAAUCAACUGGGAAAACAUCCAAGACCAUGCAAUCUCCAACUUCCAAAAGAGGGACACGAAUAAUCUCGACACUCGGUACGACUACUCCUCUGUAACGCACUAUGGAAGAACCAGCUUUGGAAAGCAGUCAGCGGAGACCAUAACUCCCAUCCCUGACUCCUCUACCGUCAUCGGGCAGAGAAAGGGACUGUCCAAAACCGACAUUGUCAAGAUCAACCGGCUCUACAAGUGCCGAAGAUAA